AGUCUCAGAUGAAGAUGAAGUCUGCGGGCGUCGUGGAUGGAGGCUUGUUCACAGAGAGCUAUUGUAACAUCUGCAAUGCCCAGCUCAUCUCCGAGUCCCAGCGCACCGCUCACUAUGAGAGCAAGAAACAUGCCAACAAGGUACGGCUGUUCUAUAUGCUUCACCCUGAAGAUGGAGGACCACCGUCUAAAAGACUAAGGCCAGAUAACCCGGACUGUGCAGAAACAGAAGUGGACAGGAAUAAGUGCUGUACCUUGUGUAAUAUGUUCUUCACAUCUGCAAUUGUGGCCCAGUCACACUACCAGGGCAAAACCCACGCCAAGAGAGUCCGCCUGGUGCUGGGGGAGCCGCCCAGCGUACCAACAGCCAUCUCCAGUCCUACAAACACAGAUUCCUCACCUUCCACCCCGCUGCCCACAGACCCUGCUGCAUGCCCCCCUCCGCCGCCUGCUCUUCCGUGGCCCACUGAGGUGGUCAGUGGAAAUGGCGGGAGAGAGGCCGGGAAGUACUGCUGUUUGUGCGGGGCCUGGUUCAACAACCCGCUGAUGGCCCAGCAGCACUACGAGGGGAAGAAACACCGCAGGAAUGCAGCCAGGGCACGUCUCCUGGAGGAGCUAGCAGGAAGUCUGGAUGCCACAGAGAGCACAGGGCUGCGCAGCAGUUACUCAUGCAGCGUUUGCAGUGUGGUGCUCAACUCUAUUGAGCAGUACCAUGCACACCUCCAGGGCUCCAAGCACCAGAACAACUUAAAGCAACACCAGCAGUAAGUCACCGAGACAGACCGCUCUGGAAAGGAAAAGAGACAAAGACGGAGAUUGCUGGGAUAAACAACUUCCAAAAAAAGAGGACUUAUUUCAGAGAGUUUUGAAAAUGAAUCACCGGUGUGUUAGUGUGUGUGUGUGUGUACGUCUGGGUGUCACUAGCAUCUAUGCACACAUCUUUAGUAUGUGUGCGGUAAAUGAACGUGUUGAUUUCUAACUUUGAGAUUUCUUCAGCACCUUGUGUUUGAUGAGUUUGACACUGACGACCAUCAAAAGACCUGUGGCCGAGUAUUGCCAUGUAACUCCUGUGUGAACCACAAUCCUAAAAUUCAACUGAUGUCAUCGCCCAGAGUGGUAAUAAUCGUUACAAUGAUCGUCAUGAAACAGAUGUAAUAAUUACUCUGUACCUCAGUCCCCCAAGUGCUCUGACAGUGAUCCUAGUCUGGAUAUGUUCUUUGCUCUCUUCAUGCUUCUGAUAUGCAGUGAAUGUGAUGAUGGUGGCGUGCACAUGGCUUACUUUCAGACCACUUGAGACCCUACUCAGGCCCAGACUUUCAAAUCCAAGGACAAGAAAACUCCUGAUGACCUCAGCCAUCACUGACUGCAUGAUUUUCCAUAACUCAAAACACAAGGGUAUUUUUUCCUUUGAAUCCACUGUUGUGUGUCAGUGUGAUGGAUUGGUUUGUUUUGAAAUUAUGUGUAAUUUUUCAACCCAUCUUCAAAUAUCCAACAUUAUCUGAACUUGGAGAUAAAAGAAAAACUCAGCACAGAGGCUUUCAAAUAUUUUCUCUGAAGAGGGUCUGUCUAAUUCUGUGACUCAUCUACUGUUGAAAACAUUCCCACAGCACUAAAUAAUGAUGUCAGAUGCAGUCUGGACAUGACAGAAACUCUCUAAAAAGGGCAACAUGUUGACAAGAUUUAUUUUUCUGUUGCUAUUGAGGAAAGAAUCUCUCACUAAUCCAUGUAGCAGCCAAUGUACAAUACAACUGGGAUGUAAUUCAAUGCAUGCAAACAUUGCAUUCACUUGCCUUUUUGAAGCCUAUCUAGUAUAUGCUUCUGCAAUGGCAACGCUUUCUACUGAUAGCCGCGUAAUGCAUUACAGCACAUGCUUGUAAGUGAACAUAGAAGUCACCUUUUGAGCUGGCUUAUUGUUAACAUCUUACUCAUGGAAAGAGGAAAAAACAUUUUGAUACUUGAGUAUUACAUCAGCCACUGCAGUGUACCGGCCUCAUACGUAGUGUGUGUAAAGUGUGUUUCAGUUGAGCUUUGUAGCGCCUUGAAAAAACACAAAAAGACUCACCCUGCUUUCUUAAACUGGCUCUGAGAGUGGCCCUGACAGGCAUAAUUCUACGGGCUAAAGGAGAGGACUGAAGAGUUCGUCUGCUGGAUAACAUCGGUCCACACUUUUUCCGUUUUUUCUUUUAUUUUUAUUUUCCUUUCAUUAUUAUUCUAAACACAUAAAAAGAUUUUAUUAUGGCACAGUUCAUGUCACAGUGAGGGGACAACCAUGCGACCUGAUUAGAAACUAUUUUUUUUAGCAGACUUAUGAAUGAGCAAUGUUUUUUAUGCAAUCACUGUUAUAUUAACUGUACAAUGUGGGGUGGUGAAAUAGUUUAACAAGGCAAAAAAAGUGUUGUGUAUAAGUAAACAGUAGCUGCAGGAGAUGUUUCUGUUUUAAAAAGAACAAGAGUUUUGUAUUCAUAGUGUUUAUCUGCACUGAGCCACACACAAUGAUUAUUUUAUGAAAACUGCUUGAAAUUGCAAAUAAGCUGAAGGUGGAAUAAAAAUAAGUUGCCCAUUUUUUACUGGAUACAUUAAUUAAAAAUAAAUUAAUCCUGAACCAGAAAUUUUUCGAUGGACCAAAAUUUACCCCCAGGACAACACAAGAUGGUAAUAUUUGUAAGAAGGAAUUUUGAUGGCAGAGGUUCUCAAGAAGAAAACUA
Messenger RNA from Menidia menidia (Atlantic silverside), 2704 nucleotides. Lineage: Eukaryota; Metazoa; Chordata; Actinopteri; Atheriniformes; Atherinopsidae. The record is from the annotation of a GenBank genome assembly.